Pochonia chlamydosporia 170 is the source of this 711-nucleotide messenger RNA. RefSeq names its product vesicle transport v-snare protein. Gene Ontology annotation, biological process: vesicle fusion; endoplasmic reticulum to Golgi vesicle-mediated transport. Bases 1 to 711 code for a protein of 236 amino acids. Gene Ontology annotation, cellular component: Golgi medial cisterna; cis-Golgi network; SNARE complex. The record is from RefSeq and is a predicted model, not a curated record. The transcript has 3 exons. Lineage: Eukaryota; Fungi; Ascomycota; Sordariomycetes; Hypocreales; Clavicipitaceae. Gene Ontology annotation, molecular function: SNAP receptor activity.
AUGGCUGCACCUUCAGCCAGUGCGGGCUGGGCCCAACUUCGACAGCAAGCGAGAUCAUUAGAAACUCAGACCGAGAACCUGUUCCAUACAUAUUCGCAGUUCUCAUCGGCCGCCAGCAUCCCACCUAAACCGACAGAUGAUGAACGGCAAACGGAAGCAAAAAUCGAAGAACUACUGGAAAAGGCAAGUUAUCCCACCAAGCUGCGACGCGACACAACAAUCUCCCAACUAGCACGGCUCCUCGACUCCGAAACAACACUCACCUCAUCCGCCCUCAAGCAGAACAACCUCUCCCUUCUGCGGGAGAAGCUCGCCGCCCACAGACGCGACCUCAACCGACUGCGCAGCACGCUCCAACAGGCUCGCGACCGGGCCAACCUCCUCACCAAUGUGAGGUCCGACAUUGACAAUUUCCGCGCGAAUAACCCCGAGUCGGCGGAGGCAGAGUACAUGCUCCAGGAGAGGGGUCGCAUCGACAGGAGCCACGAGAUGACGGAUAGUGUGCUGAGCCAGGCGUACGCUGUGCAGGAUACCUUCAACAUACAGCGGGAGACGUUGGCGAGCAUUAAUCGGCGGAUUACCACGGCUGCGGGCAAGGUGCCUGGUAUGAACUCGCUGAUUACGAGGAUAUCAGCUAGAAAGAGGAGAGAUGGUAUUAUUAUGGGGUGUUUUAUUGCAUUUUGCUUUCUCGUCUUCUUUUUCUUGUCAUGA